This is a messenger RNA of Mycotypha africana, 1006 nucleotides long. RefSeq lists its product as uncharacterized. The coding region runs from base 140 to 850 and encodes 236 amino acids. The record is from RefSeq and is a predicted model, not a curated record. Lineage: Eukaryota; Fungi; Mucoromycota; Mucoromycetes; Mucorales; Mycotyphaceae. Gene Ontology annotation, biological process: regulation of transcription by RNA polymerase II. The transcript has 5 exons. Gene Ontology annotation, molecular function: DNA-binding transcription factor activity, RNA polymerase II-specific; RNA polymerase II cis-regulatory region sequence-specific DNA binding.
UUUUAAUAUUUUUUUUUUUUUUUUUUUUGCCGACUUGGUAAUAUCAUCUACUCAUAGUACUCAUCUAUCAGUAAAGCGUUACAUAUAUAACUCUUCACUUUGAAUCUCCAGUACACAUAUACAUACAGUUGUCUACGAUAUGGAUACGCUAAACAUUACCAACCGAGCUCAAGAGCCAAAUCCAUUUGAAGAGAGUUUCUCUUCAACAAUAACAACUACUUCAAUGCCCUUGAAGGGUUUAGACUCUUCUAUCAUCUCAUACGUAUCUGAUAAUCCGAUCUUAUCUGAUUAUACUAAUGGCUCCAGUGAAGAGUCUCUACAAUUUAACGCACAAUAUCAAUCUGUGCAGCGAAUAACACCACAGCAAUCAAUUCAACAAUCAUCCAGUACCAAUAUUACUACCAUUACUGCUACUAAAAAGAGAACGCGUAAAGUAAAAGUGCCUAAGGACGAAGAAAAACGAAAAAAUUUUCUGGAAAGAAACCGCCUAGCUGCAUUGAAGUGUAGACAGAGAAAGAAGCAAUGGCUCUUAAAUUUACAAGCAAGGGUUGAAUUUCUAACAAACGAUAAUGAACAACUACAGUUGGAAGCGGAAGCUUUACGUAAAGAGAUCAUGGAUUUGAAGACUUUACUGGUAACACACAAAGAUUGCCCGAACUACAACAACUCAGCAACAGCAUAUUAUCCUCAUCAUUUCACUGUCAUGAAAGCAGCAGGAUCGAAAACGAAAGCGAUCCCAGUCAAUUAUGAAAACCUAUUACAAACUUCAGCCACAACAGCAGCGGCAGCAGCACUUUAUCAUACUACUAUUACUACUAAUAAUCCCUCUGCAAAUUCAAACUUCUUCUAAGCAAAAUACGCCUACUGCAACUACGAAUACGCACCUUUCCAUUUUUUUUUCUUUUUAAUCCUUUAUACCUAUUGUUGUCUUUAUGAACCCACUACUGCUUUUUAUAGUUUCUUAGAAUAUGUUCUUGCUGUAACAUUUCUUUUGCUGUGUCUCUAA